UGUGGGACUUGUAACGAAAAGUACCAUAAUUAUCGAGUCGAUAUGUUAACAUGUUCUCACUAAACACAGCUGUUUGAAAAAAAUACACAAGUGAUUCAUACAAGGUCGAAAAAAUUAUUGAAAUAAAAAAGCGAGCAAGAUUUACCGAAAGGACUACCAAAGAUUAUUUAACAUUAAAAAUACAAGCUUCAAACUGGGUAACGACAUGUCUACGUCUUCAAUGGAAAGGCACCUUUUUAAUUUGAAGUUUGCCGUAAAAGAGUUGGAGCGCAAUUCCAAAAAAUGUGAAAAGGAGGAAAAACAAGAAAAGGCCAAAGCCAAGAAGGCCAUACAAAAGGGUAACAUGGAUGUUGCUCGCAUACACGCUGAGAAUGCCAUUAGGCAAAAGAAUCAGGCCGUCAAUUAUCUGCGUAUGAGUGCUCGCGUGGAUGCAGUAUCUAGUCGGGUACAAUCAGCAUUAACAACACGUAAAGUGACUGGCUCAAUGGCCGGUGUAGUUAAGGCCAUGGAUGCUGCCAUGAAAGGUAUGAAUCUAGAAAAAAUCUCAUCGUUGAUGGAGAAAUUCGAAUCGCAGUUCGAAGACUUGGAUGUACAAAGCUCAGUGAUGGAGGGCACGAUGUCUGACACGGUGACCACAUCUGUGCCACAAGGAGAUGUGGAUAACCUCUUGCAGCAGGUGGCUGACGAGGCUGGUCUCGAACUGAAUAUGGAACUGCCCAGCGGCGUGCAAUCAACUACCAUUGGUGCCUCCACUCAAGUGUCGCAGGAGCAGGAUGAGCUGACACAACGCCUGGCCCGUCUGCGUCAGGCCGAAUAAACAUACAAAAUUCUCUUAAUCUUGCUGUUUUAUAUUUCUAUAAGAAUAAUAAAAUAUGUGUAUAAAACUA
Messenger RNA from Drosophila grimshawi, 887 nucleotides. RefSeq names its product charged multivesicular body protein 1b (gene Chmp1). The coding region runs from base 206 to 817 and encodes 203 amino acids. Gene Ontology annotation, biological process: late endosome to vacuole transport; protein transport; endosome transport via multivesicular body sorting pathway. The record is from RefSeq and is a predicted model, not a curated record. NCBI's taxonomy places the organism in Eukaryota, Metazoa, Arthropoda, Insecta, Diptera, Drosophilidae. The transcript has 2 exons. Gene Ontology annotation, cellular component: multivesicular body; ESCRT III complex.